Boeremia exigua is the source of this 1584-nucleotide messenger RNA. RefSeq lists its product as uncharacterized. The transcript is spliced from 2 exons. The record is from RefSeq and is a predicted model, not a curated record. Bases 1 to 1584 code for a protein of 527 amino acids. Lineage: Eukaryota; Fungi; Ascomycota; Dothideomycetes; Pleosporales; Didymellaceae.
AUGAUGAAGACAAAAUCAGCGGUGAAGGAGGAAGAAGAUGAAGGGGCGUUUACCCGGCGCAUGCGCUUGAUGAGCGAAGAGGCCCUUGAAAGCGGUGGACACGGUGCACGCAAAGCUGUCGAGGAAGCUGGCUUCAGCGCAGAUCUUAAGGCCGAGCUCGAACAGCGUAUCGCUAGUGCAUCGCUGCAGUCUCCCAAAAUCAACCUCCCCGCCUCCGCGUCCCGCCACACCCGCGAUCUUGCAACAAGCGAAGCAUGGACCGGCACCGAGAGUAUCCACGACGCCUCGCUACGCAUGCUGAACGACGCCCACAAGCCAUUGCGGGCGGGCAGACGAGCAGGACCAGGGCCUGCAGUGCAGAUGCCGCGAAACAUCGACACUGGCCGCCGACGCAGCAACACUGGCCAAGGCCUGCGUCUAGCCAACGCCCGUGACCGAACCAAUGUCUACGCCUCGGUGCAGGCCGACGACAGUAUCGAGGAGACAGAGCGCCAGCAACGCCUCCAGGUACUCAAAGACCGUUUUGAGCCGGGCGCGCGCGCCAUAGUGCCCGGGUCGAUCUCGGGCAUCGCCUCGCUGGCGAACAAACGCAUUGAAGACGCCAUUGCACGUGGACAAUUCAAGAACAUUCCGCGCGGCAAAGGCAAGAACGUGGAGCGCGACCAUAACGCGGACAGCCCCUUCAUAGACACGACGGAGUACUUCAUGAACAAGAUCAUCCAAAGGCAGGAGAUUGUGCCGCCGUGGAUCGAAAAGCAGCAGGAGCUCACGUCGGCCGCGUCUAAGUUUCGGGGUCGCUUGCGUGCUGAUUGGAAACGGCAUGCUGCACGCAUGAUAUCGAGUGCGGGCGGCUCGUUGCAAGAGCAGGUACGGCGUGCGGAGGCCUACGCGCGCGCAGAGGCCAUCGCCAAUCCCUCGAAGAUCAAGAAGGAGACAUUGACAGCCGUGGACAAGGACGGUCAAAUGUCCCAGAUCUCGCUUUCGGGCGAAUUGAAAAGCGCCUCCUCCGACCCCUCGGGCAGCACACUUGUGUCUGAAAUCACCGCGUCAAAGACCCCGCUCGACUCUAGCACGGAACCAACUCCAGCCGCAACGACAACACAAACCAUUGAGAUUCCCAUCGCCAAUUCGUCUACGAGUCCUGCGCCAGCAUCUUCUGCAGCACCCGAAGACCCAACAACCGCACGGCCAGCACCACUCGUCAUCUUCCGCGACCCCCUCUGGCUCGCCAACGAAACUCCCUACCUAACCCUCGCCAUUGCGGACCUUAAUUCCAAAGCGCGCAGCUACAACCUACAAGCCCCCGAAAUCGCCCGCAAACCCUAUUACAACCUCGAGCGGGAACUAAAGUCGUGCUUCUCAGACGUCGCGCCGCUCAUCGCCGGCGCCAUCGUCGACCGCGCGCAGAAACCUGCCGCGAAAGCCUCAGAUAGCUUUGGCCAGCAGCUGAGUGAGCGUGGGCUGCUGGGCUCGCUGGGUGGUGCACCGGUGCGCGUCCGCGACGAGCGCACCACGAAGCAGUACGGAUUCCGGCAGUUUUGGAGCGACUUGUUUGCGCCGCGCGAAAAGGAUCCGUGGGCGUGA